This is a messenger RNA of Chiloscyllium plagiosum (whitespotted bambooshark), 1037 nucleotides long. The record is from RefSeq and is a predicted model, not a curated record. Lineage: Eukaryota; Metazoa; Chordata; Chondrichthyes; Orectolobiformes; Hemiscylliidae.
CCCUCAUUAGCAUUGAUGACGUCGUCAGUCAAUAAAAAGGGAACUCCGAGCCCGCUUUCUCUUAUUCUGUGUCUGAGAGUGAGCGGCGCUAUGGCUGAUGAGAAGAAAGCACAGCAAGCCUCCAAGAAGGGCGCGAAGAAAAUCAUCAAGAAGGCGCCAGCGAAGGGCGGUAAGAAGAGGAAAAGGACCAGGAAAGAAAGUUACGCCAUCUACAUCUACAAAGUGAUGAAGCAGGUUCACCCCGACACCGGCAUCUCCUCCAAAGCCAUGAGCAUCAUGAACUCGUUCGUCAACGAUAUUUUCGAGCGCAUCGCGGGGGAGGCUUCCCGCCUGGCCCAUUACAACAAGCGCAGCACCAUCAGCUCCCGGGAGAUCCAGACCGCCGUGCGGCUGCUGCUGCCCGGGGAGCUGGCCAAACACGCCGUGUCGGAGGUUACAAAGGCGGUGACCAAGUACACCAGCUCCAAGUGAGGGACCGCAUUGUACUGAGACAAACACAUCCACAACCCAAAGGCUUUUAAGAGCCACCUGCAACUUCCCAGUGAGAGCUGAAUCCUUUUUUUAAGAUUGGUUAGUUUUAGUUUACAUAUGAUUCUUCACAAGAUAAUUUUAUUUCGAGUGCUAUAUUUGUUUACAUAAAAGCUUUGCAAACUAAUGAGAUAUGGCGGGGGGAAGAUAGCAGAAACAGCCUCUUCUCUGUCUGUAGAGAGUGGGCCGAUUAAACGUCAGUGAGUUUUUUUUUUAUCUUGUUUAUUUAACGUUGCUAAAAGCCCUGGUAGAAUGUCAAUACUUAUUUUCACACCUUGCAAACAACCACCUAAUGAAGGAGUAGCGCUCCGAAAGCUAGUGCUUCCAAAUCAGCCUGUUGGACUAUAACCUGGUGUUAUGUGAUUUUUAACUUGGCAAACAAUACAUACUUGUCCAUAUCUUUCAUCGCAUGCAUUUUACCAUCUGAUUUUUAAAAAAUAUUUGCAAUGCGCGGGUAUAAUCUGAUUUUUCAAAAUACAAAAUCUUUCUGCUGUCGGUGAGAGGUUUUC